GGCCCCGAGUGUCCCUCCCCCGCCGUCCGCGAAGCCCUCCCGUCACGAUCAUAUGACAGCAGGCGGAUUCUCACGUCUGCGGAAUUGAAGUCGGAAGCGCUAGAUAACACUCGAGCUGCGUCAACGGGAGAGAGAGAGAGAGAGAGAGAAGCUGCUCGACUGGUGACCAUUGAAUUCGGUGUUUUAGUGAUUCAUUGACAGACAGCAUGGAUCAAAAGCCACCACCUUAUAACCCAGCGAUGAGCCCUCCCCCAUCGGGACCUCCUCCUCCAUACCGGCCUAUGACACCCCCUCCGCCACCGACGCAGAUUGGAUUCAUUGGUGCUACCCCAGGUGCUAGCACGACCAUCAUCACCACACAACAGCCGACUUACGGAAGCAUCCCUGUAGUGGUCCAGCCCGUGCGGGGGGCAGACGUUAUUGUCGUUGGAGGAUGCCCAGCUUGUAGGGUGGGUGUGCUAAGCGAAGACUUCACUCUAGCUGGUCUCUGUUGUGCUUUCUGGUUCUUCCCCAUUGGCAUCCUGUGCUGCCUAGCCAUGAGGGAACGACGGUGCAGCAACUGUGGAGCAUGCUUCUCUUAGUAUUUGAGAAGUUUGCCCACACACCUUUUCUUAUCCAUUUUUCUUGUUCUUGGGAAAGCAUAGAGUGGGAAGCACAACAUUUACACAAGAGUUUCUCACCAAAUUGGGCAAGGUUGUAUUGCUUUGUAGUGGUGCUUGCAGCCAUGUUCUUCGUUGUUAGGAGCAGACACUUGGUGGGAUAUUGCGAGGCAAAUGAAGAGGAUAUGCAAGCAUAGCCUCCAUAAGAUAUUUUGGUUACCAUCUACUUUUAGAUGUGAAUCUAGUUUUUUUUUUUUUUUUGAUCUUGUGUAUAUGUCCUGUAACUUUUUUUAAAAAUGCAGCCUAUACUCAGCAUUGUCAAGGAGGGGAGGGGAUAACCCACUCCCACAAGUGUCUGCCUCUUUGUUGCAGGAAAACAACAAAAAUAUAGUCUUGUUUUUUGUAUUCGGUUUUAAUUGGAAAUAGUAGAUUUGUAUUAUAUAUAUAUAUAUAUAUAUAUAUAUAUAUAUAUAGAUAGUUUAUAUAGUUUAUAUAUUACAUAUGUAUAUAUAAAAAAAUAUAUAGGUAUGAUAUAAAGAUUUAUGAGUACAUAUAUAUAACAGAUUCUUAAGAUGAACUGUUAGAAAAAAACGUCCAUGUUAAUUAAAAUUAGGGUUUGAAUAUUGGCAUUAAAACUACAAUUAAUUCCUCAUGCAUAUAUAGUGUCUUGAGUUUAAUUCCAAAAUAAAAUUUAUGAACGCAGUUUCCCUGAUGAAAGAUUACUGCGCAAUUCAAAAAUAGGCCACAACCCAAAAUGUUCAUUACACAAUGAUUCAAUGGUUAGGGUAUGAAGUAAAAACCUUUGAUCAGAUAUGAUAGUCCCGAACAGACAUUUGCAUUCUUUUGUUCACUCUGGUAAAAGGUUUUCGAACUUCUUGGUUUUGACACGCAUCAAAAGCAAAAGAAGACCUUGUUGUUAGACUUUUGGAAAAUCACCACCACCUUAUUUCUUCACUGUGAUUCAGGAAGUCAUCACGCCUGCUAAUAGGUUCCUUUAUUCUUAAUUCAAGUAUAUUUGUAUACUGAUUCCUAUGAGAGUUUGACAUGUAAGUACUUAUUCCUAUUUUGGGGGUUGUAGAUUUUUCUUGUUCUGAAUAAUGUUUUGAUUCGGAAAAUAACGAGGUAUUUGCAUACUCUGUUGAUUUCUCUAUAGUGUUGUAUGUUUUUCUAAGGAAAUAAAAGACAACUGUUA
Molecule: messenger RNA, 1791 nt
Organism: Penaeus chinensis
Lineage: Eukaryota; Metazoa; Arthropoda; Malacostraca; Decapoda; Penaeidae
Product: brain protein I3-like
Exons: 4
Coding region: 207-581 (124 amino acids)
Source: RefSeq, a predicted model, not a curated record